Molecule: messenger RNA, 684 nt
Organism: Rotaria sp. Silwood2
Lineage: Eukaryota; Metazoa; Rotifera; Eurotatoria; Philodinida; Philodinidae
Source: the annotation of a GenBank genome assembly
AUGUCGACAAACUGUAUUUUCAUGUUGAUUGUGGUAUUAGUUUCACUUUUAUCUGUGAAUGGUGAACAAAACAAAACAAAAGAUGAAGAUAUGUGUGGUGUAAUUACUAAUAUACUUUGUGUUAAAGAUCUACUUGCAGACAUUGCAAAAGCAGCGAAAGAUAUUCGUAAAACUGCGAAUGAGAUUGAACAGAAAGUUUUUAAAAAGGAUCUAAAUAAACUUCAUCUUAUAACAACAAUAAUAGGUAAAAGAUCAGCAUUACAUUCAAGUUUUCCUACAUCAAAACAUCAUAUGCAUUCAUUAACAAUGAGUAAUAUUGAUAAAGAUGAUUUUAUUCGUUUAAUUAAAGAGCAGCAUUAUGCUAUUGGCUAUUUAUAUAAUUCUAUAGAAAGUUUACAUUAUAUUCAAAGUACAUCAGGAAAAAAUUUUGAUAAUUUAUUUAAUAAAACUCAAAAAAAAUUAAAAAAAAAUAUCUUAUGUAAUUAUAUAGAUAUUUUACGUGUUUAUUCAGAAAAUUGGUUCACAAUUGAUCAAAUUAAUGGUAUUCAAAUAACAGAAACACGAGAACAUGAGUUAUCAUUAUCAGAAUAUAAUAGUUAUUCAAUUAUUAUUGCUGAAUUAAUAACCAAAUGGAUGCGAUGUAUUGAAAAUGUUAUAAAUAAUCUUAAAUAUAAACUUAUUUAA